This is a messenger RNA of Sporothrix schenckii 1099-18, 294 nucleotides long. RefSeq lists its product as uncharacterized. Bases 1 to 294 code for a protein of 97 amino acids. The record is from RefSeq and is a predicted model, not a curated record. NCBI's taxonomy places the organism in Eukaryota, Fungi, Ascomycota, Sordariomycetes, Ophiostomatales, Ophiostomataceae. The transcript has a single exon.
AUGUUUUACACAGCCUUGAAUUUGAAACUGUUAUCACUUGCCGUUUGCCUGCCCGGAAAAGAAAGCCUCUUCGAGCAGCCUACCAAGGCUAUGGCGAUCCCAUGGCCAAAAGCCCAAUCAAUGAGGGACGGGAAGAGCGAAGAAGAAACGCAACAAACAACGUGCUGGCGACACGAUCAGCGGUUCGCUAGCGCGUUCGUCACAGAGGGAGUGCGCUGUAAUACCGACCAACCUACCAGCUACAAAAACCUUCACACCCCUAGCUCCCCCGAAUUUGUCCCCAGUGACGUAUGA